Polistes canadensis is the source of this 1172-nucleotide messenger RNA. RefSeq names its product diuretic hormone class 2-like. The record is from RefSeq and is a predicted model, not a curated record. The transcript has 2 exons. The annotation marks the transcript as partial. Gene Ontology annotation, molecular function: G protein-coupled receptor binding; diuretic hormone activity. Lineage: Eukaryota; Metazoa; Arthropoda; Insecta; Hymenoptera; Vespidae. Gene Ontology annotation, biological process: body fluid secretion.
UCUAGACAACAAAAUUAUUGGAACCAAUUAGAAGAGGACGAUCCCGAGGCUCUUCUCGAUAUGCUCGCACGUCUUCGUCAUUCGAUCAUGCGAAAUCAAGAGCUCGAAAACAAUAAACGCGGAUUGGAUUUAGGAUUGAGCCGUGGAUUCAGUGGUUCUCAAGCAGCGAAACAUUUGAUGGGACUUGCAGCUGCGAAUUAUGCCGGUGGUCCGGGACGAAGGCGUCGUUCGGAAUAAAUAUAAAAUAAUUCGAUGAUAUAAAAAAAAAAAGUAUAAGGAGAAACGGGGAAGAAUUGAAAAAUUAAACUUCCCUCGCCCCCCACUCAAAAAUAAAUAAUAAAAAAUAAUAAUAAUAAUAAUAAUAUUAAACGAGAUAAUAAUAUUAUUCUCAACGUAAUUGUUCGUAACGUGUCAGAAUUAUCUUUUCAAAUUGACGCGUCUCUCGCAUUUUGAUCGUCUAUCCGCCAUAUUGGUUUCAUUAGAUUUUAUUUCAUUUUCAUGAUCCAUUUAUCUUCGAAUUUUUUUUUAAUAUUAUUGCCUUCCAAUUAUAGAAUUUUAUUAUCAACACAUAUUUUACACAUACUUCUUUCGUUAUUCUAAUUCUUACAUUAGUUGUAAUAAAAUUUACCAAAUAAUACAAACCGAUGAUCUCUCUAUCUCUAGUCAUGUAAACAUAUAUAAAUACAUAUAUUAUUUAUAAUUUAUUAUUUAAUUAAACACAAAUUCCUCCCGAGAAUGCAGUUAUUUUGUUCUCUAUUUAUUUAUUUUUUUUUUUUAGUUUUCAUAUCAUUUUAGAAUUAGAUACAAUGAACAACACACGAAUAUAUGCGAUUUAUUUUUCAAUAUCUUGAUGUCGUCGAUUAAAUAAAAUGGCUAUACGAUUGUGCCAUAUUAUGUACCAUUUGUAGAUAUUUACUGUAUUUACCUCUUGUCGAUAGAAUGUAUUUUACGAAUCUGUAAAAUCUAAUAUAUAUAUAUUACACGAAACAGAGAGAUAGAUAACAUAAUAUAUUAAUUUAUGUAUUUUAUCUUCUAAUAAUCACGUACAAAAAAUCUCUUUUUUAAUUUCUAUUUAGGACAAAAUCAAAAGUUUAAUAUUUGUUGUAAUAUGUGUAACGAAGAAAUGUUUUUCGCCUCUAAAUCGUCUAAAUAAAUGUUACUUUAACUCAAAA